CUCACUCUGCGGCUCCCGCCGCUCGGGAGCAGACACGCGGGGCCAAAGACUAAUUUGAACUAUUUUAUUAACAUAAAAACAAAACAAAUACAUAUUUGUAAAUAACACUUUAAGAAGCCAACAACACGAAACUAUUAAAUAACGCGCAUACAAUACGUCACGUCGUACUUCUCCUUAAGAAGCUCUUAAAUCUACUACUACUACUAUCUUCUUAUCGAAAUCUUUCAAAGCCUCUUGUAUUAAAAUACGAGAAGGAAAGGAAGGAAAACGCACAGCUGAAGGAAGGGGUGGAACGUACGCGACGCGAUCGCCGUCGAAGAGGCAUUCGCGUCCUAUCGGCCUGUGGUCGGGGCGAGCGUGAGAGAGAGAGAGAGAGAGGGACUGAAAGAUAGAGAGAGGUAGAGAAAAAGAGGGAGAGAGAUAGAGGGAGGUGGUAGAGAGAGAGAGAGAGAGAGAGAGACCGAAGAGAGAUAUCAGCAUCCUGAUUAUUAUCAAAAGACGAACGACGCUAAACGAAUAAGCUGAACGUAGGAGAAAAGGAAAGAAAGAGAUUCUCUGGUUUCUGAACUUAUCUCCAUUGGUCGUUGAGUGAAUUAGAAGGAAGGAAAAGUCAAAAGGGCGAGUGAGCGCACGUGCCGCGAUAACGAAGGGAAGCGAGGGUGAAAGUUUAACAACGAGAAAGAAAGGAAGGAAGGAAGGAAGGAAGAAAGUAAGUAAAAUAAGGAAACGCGUCGACUCUGAAUCUCCGUUUUGAGUUCUCUCUGUAACUGUGUGACCCUUACAUUAUUUUGUCCCUCCGGCUGGGGACAGGUUCAGUGUUGUAACUUAGGAUAUAAGAAGAACAGAGUUUCGGAGCGUACAACAAAAAGGGAGAGAGACCGAUAAAGAGUGAAGGAGAGUGAGCGUAAACGAGAAUAAGAAAGAGACAAAAGAAGAAGAAGCUGAUAGAGAGGAGGAGAGUAAGUUCCUUCUAAGUAGAAGGGGAGGAAGAAGGAAGGACGGGGUAAGACUUUGCUAGAAGGGUGACCUACCCUCCAAGAACGGGGCUCCAGUUUUUUAUACUAGUUCGAAGAAUUUUAAGAAGAAGAAUAAAAAGAAGGAGAGGAGUAUCGGCGACGAGAGGAUCGAACUGCUAUAGACAGACAGAUAAAAGAGAGAGGAAGAUAUAUAUAUAUAUACAUAUAUAUAUAUAUAUAUAUAUCUAGUGAGAGAAAAAGCAGCAAGAGGUAGGAGGAAGAAGGAGAGGAGGCAGGAGGAGGUGGAGGAUCGAUCCUAUGCGCGAUACCGUUUCCAUAGCACGCUCGUGCCUCCACGUGCGCUCGUUGCAAGAAGCGUUCUCGACGUAGGUAAAGCCUGACACAGGAAGUGUCGAAAAGGCUAGAAAGAGAAACGCGUAAGAGGGAAAGGGAGUGUUCGAGAGAGAGAAAAAGAGAGAGAGAGAGAGAGAGAAAGAGAGAGAGAGAGUGAGAGAGAGAGGAAGAGGCGAAGGAGGAAAAAUAAACUAGCACGUUAUUUCGAGCGAGUGUGUGUGUGAGAGAGAAAGAGUCAGAGUGUGUGUGUGAGAGAGAGAGAAAGAAAGAAAGAGAGAGAGAGAGAGAGAGAGAGAGAGAGAGAGAGAUAAAGGAAAGAGAAAGAUAAAGAGAGAAAGAGAAAAGGCCGGAAACGAGCUGGCUCGUGUGCACAAUCCUCCAGGGGAUAUGUCCUGCCGUUCCAAGGGGAGCCAUCCUACGCGAGCACAAACCUUAGCGCGCAGAGGGCAUCGGCAAGCCGAUCGUAUCUUCAUUCUUGAUCCUGGUAUUAAAGUGUCUUGACGAAAAGAGAAUCAUCGUCAUCAUCGUCAGAGCAACACCAACACCAGAAAUAGCAAUAGCAGCAAUAACAACAGCAGCAGCAGCAGCAGCAACAGCAGCAGCAGCAGCAGCAGCAGCAGCAGCAGCAGCAGCAGCAGCAGCAGCAGCAGCAGCAGCAGCAGCACUAGCAACGGCAGCAGCGCCGGCAACAACUCUCAAGCGGUUAUCGCUAGUACGAUCCUGACGGAGGAUCUCCAACGGUUAGCUAGCACGAGGAGGGCGCAGUCGUCCAAGCGAGAAGGACUGCUGGCUCCUUCGACUGGGCCGACGACGGCGAGACCGACGAGACCGACUAGCUCAGCGACGAGCUCAACGACGAGCUCCUCGACGAGCGUCAUCAUGCCGGCAAGAGCUCAACGAGCGCGUACCGCUACUACCACCACUACCACCUCGUAUGGUCGAGGACGAUGACGAUCGGCCACGAUCGGUAAGAUCAACGCGAAGGUCGCUCGAGCGAGCGUUACGGAGAUGGCGAACUACAAUCAUACGAACGCACAGCGCGUCGUCUACCACGCGAAUCACCCGACGUCUCUUGCCCCGAAUGGGGAUCCCAUAAAGCUUCCGGAGAAUUUAGAGACUUUGCCGCGAGCCGAGCAUUUUCCCACGCAAAGACACCGAUGGAAUACCAACGAGGAAAUUGCCGCGAUCCUGAUAAGCUUUCAGAGGCACGCCGAGUGGCAAAGUCGGGAAGUUAAAGUGCGACCUCGAAGUGGCUCGAUGUUGCUUUAUUCGAGAAAAAAGGUCCGCUAUCGGCGAGAUGGUUAUUGUUGGAAAAAACGGAAGGAUGGUAAAACCACGCGGGAGGAUCAUAUGAAACUUAAGGUCCAGGGGGUCGAAUGCAUCUAUGGCUGUUACGUGCAUUCGGCGAUUCUACCAACGUUUCACAGGAGAUGUUAUUGGCUCCUUCAGAAUCCGGACGUCGUCCUUGUCCAUUACCUAAACGUUCCAUAUCCGGACGGUGAUGCGAAGUUAGCAGCUCUGCCAACCUGUCUCGCGUUACCACCAGACAAGAAGGAAUGGACGCGAGACGAGCUGGCUUCUCAAUUAAGGCCCAUGUUCCUCGGUGGAGACGAUGAUCCAAAUAAUCCUCAUCUCACGCAGCACUCCAAUCAUCCGGUUGAUAUGAUCGUUUCGCAACUGCUAGAUAGACAGAGGGCAUCCUCUACCUCUUCUAGCAGUAGCGCACAGCUUGCACCUAGAAGGUUAACACCAGAUAAUCAGGUUUCAUCGACGACCGGCGGUCAGCAGCCUUCGACAACAGCUUCGCCGGCUCCACGUGUAUAUUCCAGACAUUCCCAUUCGACUCAGAGCCAACAGCCGGCUCCUUUAGUUUUAAGUUUGCAACAAAUUCAAGGUGGAGGUGGUCUUCUGAUACUGAACAGUCAACCAUAUCAUCAUCAACAACAACAACAACAACAACAGCAGCAGCAGCAGCAACAACAACAACAACAGCAGCAGCAGCAGCAGCAGCAGCAACAACAACAACAACAACAGCAGCAGCAGCAGCAACAACAACAGCAACAACAACAGCAGCAGCAGCAACAACAACAACAACAGCAGAGUCAGCAAGUUGAAAUGCAACAAGUGACGGAGCAACAAAUCGUUCAGCAAACUAGCGUCGAUAGAGAACAACAAACGCAGCAAGAGAUCGAUGCACAGGAUAGCAUGGAUCGGUCAACCGUUCAAUCCUUACCUAUCACCAGUUCUGGCUCCGAGGUCACAGAUUUUGCAAAAAUGUUAGACUUGAGUCAAGAAGAUAUUCAGAGGACAUUAUCCGCAAACAUGGUACCGCCCUCACCGUCACCAUCACCUGCGGACGAUAGUAUGAUAAAUCCGAUGGAUUUUAUCGAUUCGUCCGACGACGUGCUGAUCAAUUUGGAUGCCUUCGAUGUAUUUGGAGAUUUACCGGAAUUGCACGAUUUCGAAGCCGAAGAUACGAAACCGGAUAUUAGGGGAGGACCUGAUAACGAUGUUGGAUGUCAGCCUGGGACAACCGUCCAGAUCGCAGAAUACAGUCCCGAGUGGAGUUAUACCGAGGGUGGAGUCAAAGUUUUGGUUGCCGGUCCAUGGACAGGUGGGAACGGUUCGCAAAAUUAUUCGGUGCUUUUUGAUGCGGAACCAGUAAAGGCCUGUUUGGUUCAACCUGGUGUAUUACGUUGUCGAUGUCCAGCCCAUGCUCCGGGUAUUGCAUCCCUUCAGGUUGCAUGCGAUGGCUUUGUCGUAUCGGACAGUGUUGCUUUUGAAUAUCGAAGAGCACCUACGACCGAACCAAAUCCAGAAAGAGCGUUGUUGGAUCGAUUGGCGGAUGUGGAAUCUCGAUUACAAGGACCAGGUCCGCCGUCUCCAGCAGCUCAUCUGGAAGAACGACUCGUGGCUUAUUGCCAGGACGCUGUCGUUCGUCCUUGGAGAGUCGGUGCUGAAGCUCUACAAUCAGGUGGACCGACUUUGUUACAUUUGGCAGCAGGAUUGGGAUAUUCGAGAUUAGCUUGUGCAUUGCUUCAUUGGAGGGCUGAAAAUCCGAGUAACGUUUUGGACGCUGAAGUCGAUGCCCUGAGACAAGACAGUGCUGGAUUGACACCGCUCGCUUGGGCCUGUGCCGCUGGUCACGCUGAUACCGCUAGAAUACUUUAUAGAUGGAACGCGAUGGCGUUACGUGUGAGGGAUCGUCAAAACAGAAGCGCCACCGAGCUUGCCGCAGAGAACGGACAUACGGCAAUCGCCGAAGAACUGAAUCGGCUCGAAGCCAGAAGGCAAGACGAGAGGCUUUUCUUGCGACCUGCCAGCCCUAGCCCUAGGAGGCCUUCUCAAGACAGCGGUCUCGAUCUGGCGUUGUGUGAUUCCCCGCUCCUGGACAACAUGGAAUUGUUGCAAGAGGAUGAGUCGUCGUUAGGCCUUGGCGAUCAGGGAAUGGAGAGCGCUCCGACCCCUCAAGAGACCGUAGGGGAAGAAGACGCGAGGGUGCUGACGUUGGCCGAACAAAUUAUAGCCGCGCUACCGGAAAGGAUCAAGAGAGCGGAAGGUGAUUCUCCGUCUUCUUCCUCGUCCCCUCCGCCGCCGCCACCACCGUUGUCGCCGUUAGAAGAUGCUUUGAUGGAGCAAAUGCCUCUCGAUUCCGGCGAAUUGUUCGACUCGUACCGUGAGUGCAGCGGAGGCGCGGCUUCCGUCUCGGACGCCGACGCCGAGGCGAGUCCAUCGAGUCCUUCCAGCAGUUGCCUCACACCGGACUCGCCCUCGCCACCCCCGACGACGGCCGACUUUUGCGAAUUUUUGCAAUUGCAGCUGCAACUAGACGGCGGUAACAAUCAGAACGGUGGCGGUCAGUACUAUCCAAGCUGUAACGAGCGGAAAUUUGGCAAUGGAACCGAUGGAAAUGGGAAUACCGAUGGGAACGAGGCUGACUUGAGUAGGUUGACCCUGUCCGAUCGAGAGCAGAGGGAACUUUAUCAUGCCGCGAGAAUGAUCCAGAAGGCCUAUCGGAGUUACAAGGGUCGUCAGAGGCAAGAAGAGGCUGAAAGACACGCAGCCGUUCUCAUCCAACAGUAUUAUCGUCGGCACAAACAGUGCGCUUAUUACAGGCAAGCUACAAAGGCAGCCCUGGUGAUUCAAAGCAAUUAUCGGAACUAUCGUUCACGUCCUGGGUCCGCUUGUUCAAGGCAACAGGCAGUCCAUCAGCAAGCGGCCCAUCAAGCAGCAAGAAAGAUCCAACAAUUUAUGCGGCAGUCAAAAAUCAAACUGCAGAACGCCAGGGCCGCCGCAAACGGGAACGUGAGGCUGCCAGCGGCCAUUUCGCGGGCGGUUGCUGUCCCCCAAAGCUCGCACUCAUCUAGCCCAGGGGUCAGCCUACUAGCCGGCAAGCCAGAGGUCAUUUAAACGAUCGUCAAUCCAGCAGCACGAGGAAUGCCAAUGGCGACACGAUCGGAAAGUAAUUCCACAGGAGGAAAGUCCUUUGAAUCGAUCGAUCGAUCGAUCGAUCGAUCAUAAUAAGCUGAAAGAUAUACUUAUAUAUAUUUCUUUCUUAUCACCUAAACGAGCUACGAGAGAACAUAAGAGAAUUUUGAUCUUAAAAAAAGGGAAACGUUUUGUGAUACAAUCGAGUUUGUUUUUAAUUGUCUUUAACUCUUUCUUUUUCUCUUUUUUCCUUUUUUUUCUAUAUAUAUAUAUAUAUAUAUAUAUAUAUUUAAAAAAAGAUUAUUUUUUUUGUUCUUCUUUUUCGUUCUCUCUUGUGCUUGUUUUUUUUUUUUUUUUUCUUUUUGUUUCUUCUUCUUCUGAUCAUCGCAAUAUCGACGAUUAAACAUUAUCGAUAAUAUCUGACUUGAUUCAAUUUAUUUUAAAUUAUUAAAUUGCUAAUUGAAAAAUUUGUCCUUCUUAACGUUACAUUUGUUAAUAUCAAAUUAAGUUCAUUCUUUUAUUCUCAAGCUAUUUUAUUUUUAUUUAACAAAUCUUGAUUAGAUUGAUGUUCUUAGCAUCGUUCUCGUUCUAUCGUUUCUAAGAUUUUUCUUAUAUAUACAAUCAAAUGUAUCAAAUGUAUUAGUUUUGUCAAUGGGAGGAACGAAAAUCCUGCCUCUAGUAUGUUAUUGUAAUUUUCAUUAAGUUUCAGAAACGAAAAACCGAUAUUGUGAGAGGUGGAAACGAUCGUGUUAAUACGACAUGAUUUCGACGUACGAGAAAGAGAAAAGAGAGAGAGAGAGAGAGAGAGAGAGAGAGAGAAAGAGAGAGAGAGAGAGAGAUAAAGAAUUUAUGUCCUUGGGCUGAUAAAGGCAGGGCUGUCAUAGUAACUUGGAAAGAAAAAGAAAGACAAAGAUAGAUUUGAUAUAUUUUGAAAAAAAAAAUAAUAAUAAUAAUAUGAGUGCCGAAUAGGCACUCGAAUCCUUUCAUUUUUAUAUUUCACAUCGAUCUAUAUACGUAUAUAAUAUAUUAUGAUAUAUACAUAAAUAGACACACGUACACAUUUACACAUACAUACGUACAUAUAUCUAUAUAUACAUAUAUAUAUAUAUAUAUAUAUAUAUAUAUAUAUAUUAUUUUAAUGAAAAUCUUAGUGCGAUUAUCGAAUCCUAUUCACAGUCGUCGUACCCGUAUGCUCUGUUCUGGUGCUCUUCCAUCAUACGGCAAUCGUUGUUAAAAUCUAAAGCCGAACGAGAUUAGUGUAGAUGAAUUAAGAAGAAAACAAAAAAAAAAAGUAGAAAGAAGGGAGUAAAAUAAAACGAAGGAUUUUUUUUUUUACCGAAGAGAUACAAACAGAUAGGGAUAGAGGAAAAGAGAGAAAGAGAGAGAGAGAGAGAGAGAGAGAGAGAGAGAGAGAGAGAAUGUUGUCUUUUUGAGGUAUCGUUAGGAAUUUUGUGUCGUGUUAUUUUGUCGAAGCGAUAAAGUAAGAGGGACAAUGAAGAUAAAAAGACAGAUAGGAUGAAGAAGACAAGGACGAAGACGAUGAGAGGAUUUAGAGGGCGAUGAAUGUGAAGAAGAUGAAGAAGAUGUGAAGAUGAAAAAAAUAGAAAGAAGGUAAGAAGAACGAUUCUAGGAGAUGCGUUUGAGCGUAAUUAGCUCUCCUAAGGGAAACAAAAAAGAAAAAAGAAAAUUUAAUGAAAAUAAAAGCGAAAAAAGAAAAGCGGGAUUUUUUGUGGAACGGGGUGGGGGGCGACUCAUCCACGGGCUGUGCUUAAAGUCACAGUAUAAUCAAUUCUCGUAGUGUUAAACAUUUAGGAUAAGCUAGCCGAUUAUAUAUUGUUACAAAACUACACCUACCGUUUCUCCCUCAAGCGUAGGGAAUUUUUUUAAAGAUUCUUUAGCAUAGAGACAGAAAGAGAGAGAGAUAGAGAGAGGAAUAGAGAGAGAGAGAGAGAGAGAGAGAGAGAGAGAGAGAGAGAGAAAGGUAAAGAGAAAAAGGAGAAAGAGAAAGAGGAGCAAGUAAAC
Molecule: messenger RNA, 7760 nt
Organism: Vespa mandarinia (Asian giant hornet)
Lineage: Eukaryota; Metazoa; Arthropoda; Insecta; Hymenoptera; Vespidae
Gene: Camta
Product: Calmodulin-binding transcription activator
Biological process (GO): regulation of transcription by RNA polymerase II
Cellular component (GO): nucleus
Molecular function (GO): double-stranded DNA binding; transcription coregulator activity; protein binding
Source: RefSeq, a predicted model, not a curated record